AUGGCAAAACCGUUUGGAAGACCGAAUCAACCCGUCACCCAGCGUGUUCAUGAAGGAUCACCACAGAAUGACGAAGGGGACAAGAAACCUGAUAUCCCAUCGAGCAACAAGAAUUCGCAACGUGUAACUGUAGCAGCAGUCAUUCCACAGCUACUACCAAAAGUGAUACUCAAGUAUUUUCUCGGUGUGACUGUGGGGCUUUAUAUUCUCAAUCAAAAGCGUCUCCUUCCACGACCUCUAUCGGCGAUUGUGUCACGAUCAUUGUUCUGGCCUACGUUGCCUAUUACAGUGUCGCGAAGAGUUGGAAAAUGGAUCACUCAGGUAGAUGACACAGUCCUAAUUGGCGGGGCCCCUUUCGGUUUUGCAAAAAUCCCGGAAACGCUCUACAAUGAGCACAAUGUACGAGGUGUCAUCAACAUGUGCGAAGAGUACAGCGGUCCACUCCGAAAGUACAAGGAGCUAGGAAUUGAAGAAUUACAUCUACCAACUACGGAUCACUUUGAACCAGAAUUGGAUGACCUGAUGAGUGCCAUUGCCUUCAUUCGUCGACAUGAGGCGCAAGGAAAACGUGUCUACGUGCAUUGUCGUGCUGGACAUGGGCGUAGUGCGGCAGCGGUUUUUGGUUGGCUCAUCUACAAGGAUCCUAUUGUCGAUCUGCAAGCCUUGAAUUCGGACUUUCGAAAGGUGCGAAAUGUUCGUUCGACGCUUUGGAAGCAGCCAAGUAUUCAGCAGCUACACAAGCGGUUGAAAGAGACAGGGUCCCUAUUGACAGUGGGUGAUAUCGCAUCUUCCGAGGUAUCUCCACCGAAGCUGAUUGAUGGCAGUGACUCCGACGAGGAUUUGUAA
Messenger RNA from Cylindrotheca closterium, 846 nucleotides. The record is from the annotation of a GenBank genome assembly. NCBI's taxonomy places the organism in Eukaryota, Bacillariophyta, Bacillariophyceae, Bacillariales, Bacillariaceae.